UGAGACACUUUGCGGCUGGCUGACAGCCAUAAUGAUGUUUUCACUGUCACGACUAGCUUGACCUCAGGGUGAGGCUUUAUUACCCUGGUGAGCCUGCCUCAAAAUGGCUUUUGUGGUCAACUCCUAUGACCAUCAGGAUCGGUUCCCAACUUCUUCCUACGGAGGCUUUUCACUAUGGCUGAUGUUGAUGAGAAGACCAAGGUCUCGCCGCCACAGGCGACGGUGAGCGAAGUCGUCCCUUUAGAUGACUCGCAAGCAGAUGCGCCCCACAACUCUCAGUGCUGUGAACCAGAGCGUAUGGAUGGUGCCUUCUUCUCAAUCAUUUUUGGUGCAGCCAUACCAUGUCUGACAAUCUUGUCGAUCGUUGGUGCUGUUCUUGGUAUCAUCUUCGUGAACCUUGUCGACCUUGACCGAGGCUGGCCAGAACUACGAAGCAGCACGGCUUUAACCACGAGUGUCAGCGGUGUUUGGGCCACUCUGAACGACUGGAAGAAGCGUGGCGGCAAUGCAGCCUUUUAUAUCGACUUCAACCCUUCCUCGUUGACCGCAGUGGCUUCUUUGUCGAGCAAGAUUAUUCCUUACCUGUCGAGCACCAUCAUGGCCUUGGUGUCUUUCUUCGCUGCACGUCAAAUCAUCAAAAUGUCUCAAGAGCAGACGCAGGGGGACUUGUUGUCGCCUCAUCAGCUUUCCAUCCUCAUACAGCUGUUGGGAGGGAACAGUUUUGCCCCGAUCAAAGACUGUGUUCACUUUCAUGUCAAGAAGAAGCAGAGAUGGAUUUCCCCAAUAACUCACGCAUUUGCGGCGUUGGUCAUUGUCACUACUCUUGGGAUCGUUAUUCCAAUUGCUGAUACGUGGUUCAGCACGACUGUCACACCAGUCAAGGUGGUUCUCUUGAACAAGACGGAAACCACUUCUCUGUGGGGCAGGCAGCUAGGCUGCGAAAAGGCGGCUGAGCAAGGAGUCGGCUUGGAUGGACGGAUGUUACCAUGUAAUCUGGAUUGGGUCGAGAAUUCCCAGAAAACCAACCAGUCUGUCUUCUUCAUCUGGGGAGCUGAAGAGUCGAUUGCUACCAUGAACGAUAUCUCGGACGUGAACGAGGUAUGGUAUUAUCGACCAGCCAACACGUCGCGUGAGAUUCGUUUCAUGGCAGACCAAAUGUACGACCACAAUCGAGAUUUCAGAACAAAGUCCAUCGCCAUUGAGACCCAAUGCACCCCAAUGACGUCGGAAUGUCUUCCCCUUGAUGCGGAAUAUCCAGGCUACAUUGAUGUCGAGUAUGAUUUCAACUGCAGCUCUGGGUUCCGUGGAAGUCUCCUCUCCAACGGCGCAACUAGCGCGGCCCAUUUCAACCAAACCACCCAUAUUGGCGGUACCAUGGCCGGAAUUUCAUUUGCUUCUGAUGCAGCAUUGUCCAGCCAGGUCGCCGACUCUGAAUUUGCCUCUUUUACGAACCCACUCCAUUUCGGCGCUUGGUCGAUUGGCUGGCAAACACCCGCUACUUGGAACGAAGACGGUCUCUCGCAAUCGUGGGACAACGAUACGGAGAUUUAUUAUGACUAUUACUGGAAUUACGCGUGGAUGUUGAAUUGCACCGCCACCAUUUACGAUGUCACGUUCUCCGUCAUCAACGGUAGCAAGAUCCAAAACUGGGAGCAGGUCCUUGCACCAGCCGACUUGGGAGGAGUGGUCUCGUAUCCAUUUGUUUCGGGUCUACCUGCAGCAUCGUUGUGCUUGGACUCGAUUUCGACUGAGAUUGCAAGAACAAACAACUCGGAUCACCUGGCAGAUGCCUGGGGCACACGGUUUUCACGAUGCGCCAUGUCAAUGAUUGCUGGCGUGCUUGAUCCAACUUCCAAUAUUCUGGAACAGACACGGGACAAUGCAUAUGGUGCUACCAGAGUUCCCAUGGUUCCUUUGUUCAUUCUCCUGGGCUUGCAAGUCCUGUACUGUGCGGCGGUGCUCAUCUUGGCCAUUGCCGCCUGGCACUUUACGGAUCCCACCGUGACACAGUCGGUCAAGGAACGUCUGAGCGUCAAGGGAUUGGCAGCGGCGUGCUUUGCCGAAGGUCCUUCCAGCCAAAGUGUCGCCGUGAAGAACGUCGAGGAGCUCUUCCAGGAUUCCGACCCAUCAAGAGGCAAGCCCAAAGAUGCCGAGGCCGCCCCGCAAACUGACUCGGCACCCGCUGGGGUCGCCAUGAAGCAGACCGAGCUUGGAGGCUGGCAGUUCGUUAAGGUCGUGUCUGGCACUGUUUGGACCAAGGUCGCUCCAAUUGCGGAAUCUCAUGUGCUAUCGCAAGCAGGCUCUGGCGCCUUUGGCUCCGAGGGACAAUCUGUGGCCAACUGGGUCAGCCUCGUCAAGAAAUAGAGGUUACAAUGGGCUGAUUAUUGCGAGAAAGAUUUUCGGAUAGAACAUUCAUGAGUCACACGAAUCAAUAAUAAAACUCUACGCUACAGAGAUGAAGAUUA
This is a messenger RNA of Exophiala mesophila, 2465 nucleotides long. RefSeq lists its product as uncharacterized. The transcript has 2 exons. The record is from RefSeq and is a predicted model, not a curated record. The coding region runs from base 175 to 2364 and encodes 729 amino acids. NCBI's taxonomy places the organism in Eukaryota, Fungi, Ascomycota, Eurotiomycetes, Chaetothyriales, Herpotrichiellaceae.